AUGGCCGCCCUCACAUCGGAGGAAUAUAAAGUGCUCGAGCAGUCGCGCCAGCGUCUCGUUCAACUGACUCGCUCUCUGGGCUCCCUGAUCGCAAGUCUCGAGCAGGGCGAUCCCCUCCCGCCAUGGUGCGCAGCUCCCCCGGAGCCCCAACCUUCAGCCAAGGAUCCCCAAAUAACACCGCAGUCCAGGUCCUCACUCCAGUCCCAAGCCAACAUCAUCUCCAACAACCUCGUCAGCGUCUCCGAACACCUCUCCGACCACCGCGACCUCCUCUCCUCGCUCGUCGCAUACCCCGGGCCCGAGUACCCAGGCCGCACGCAAGGAAACAUCCUUGAACAGCUGCUGCGCACAAAACUUGACCCUCGUGUGGAGGAUUGGGUCGCGCGUGGCCGCGAAGCCGGCACGGAACCGUCUCCCUCCGCCCUCGACCUCUCUAACGCGACCUCGAACCCAACCGCACCCGCAACGCCGGCCCAAAACCUUCUCAGUGAGUCAGAGCUGGCCGACCUGUGGGAAUGGGCCCCCCUUGAAGCAAACGAGGAAGCCCGGCGGCGGAAUUGGGGUGGCAAUUUUACGCUCGAGGAGCGUGAGGCGGGUAUACAAAAUGUGGUGACGGGCUUGCGAAGACAAUUGGAAGACGACGAUGGAAGCGAGGAGGAGGAAGAGGGAGAAGAGGACGAAGGCGAAGACGAGAUGGAGAUCGUAGGCGUGCAUCGCAAGUCGGGGGGUGGCUCAGGCCUCGAAUUUGAUAUUGCACCCCAUCACGCACAUAUCGCGGAGCCCGUUGUGCCGCUGGAUGAGAUUCUCCGGUACAUGACGACUGGGCGCAUGCCAUGA
Molecule: messenger RNA, 837 nt
Organism: Penicillium canariense
Lineage: Eukaryota; Fungi; Ascomycota; Eurotiomycetes; Eurotiales; Aspergillaceae
Gene: med8
Product: RNA polymerase II mediator complex subunit MED8
Exons: 1
Coding region: 1-837 (278 amino acids)
Biological process (GO): regulation of transcription by RNA polymerase II
Cellular component (GO): core mediator complex; mediator complex
Molecular function (GO): RNA polymerase II cis-regulatory region sequence-specific DNA binding; transcription coregulator activity
Source: RefSeq, a predicted model, not a curated record